UUUCUGAGGAGAAAAGGGGUGAAAAUGAAGCUUUUCUUUAACGUGCUUACAGUGAUUUUAUUUUUACUCGACCACAGUGCGUCUGGUGUUGGAUCAGAUGAAGUGUCAGUGAUGGAGGGAGAUUCAGUCACUCUAAACACUGGUGUUAAAACAAACCAACAAGAAGAUAUAAAAUGGUACUUCAGCAGCCUUCGCAUCGCACAAAUAAAUGGAGAUCUGAGUAAUAUCUGUACAGAUGUUCAGUGUGAAGAUGGUGAUGAGAGAUUUAGAGACAGACUGAAGCUGGAUCGUCAGACUGGAUCUCUGACCAUCACAAACAUCACACACACACACUCCGGAGAAUAUACACUGAAGAUCUACAGCAGCAGCGACAGUGAGAAGAUCUUCAGUGUUUCCGUCACUGAUGUUUCUGCUGCUGAACUAUAUGAAGUGAGGGAGGGAGAAUCUGUCACUUUAGAUUCUGGUUUUAUAAAACACCCAAAUUAUUUAAUGACUUGGUAUUUUGAUAACAUUCGCAUCACUGAAAUCGCUGUAGAUCAGAGUAAGAUCUGUACAGAUGUUCAGUGUAAAGAGAGAUUCAGAGACAGACUGAAGCUGGAUCAUCAGACUGGAUCUCUGACCAUCACAAACACCAGAAACACAGACUCUGGAGAAUAUAAACUACCGAUCAUCAUCAUCAACAGCAGCUUCAGCAUCACUAGAUUGAAAAGAUUCAGUGUUUCUGUCAUUGAUUCAGGUCUGUCUCCAGGAGCUGUAGCAGGAAUAGUUGUUGCUGUUGUUCUGCUGGUGUGUGCUGCUGCUAUUGCUGUGGUUUACUGUCGCCACAACAAGAGCCAUGCAGAAGUACCACAGAGUUUUAAAAUGGUCAAACGGUGUGCAUGUGGUACAUGCAACUCUGACACUCGGUAUCCCGAGAGGCUGGGCGACGGUGUGUAUUUCUUACCCUUUCCCAAGCCACAUCUCAACCGAGAUAAGUGUCUGCUCUGGAUACAGAUGCGGUAG
Molecule: messenger RNA, 1002 nt
Organism: Rhinichthys klamathensis goyatoka
Lineage: Eukaryota; Metazoa; Chordata; Actinopteri; Cypriniformes; Leuciscidae
Exons: 5
Coding region: 25-1002 (325 amino acids)
Source: RefSeq, a predicted model, not a curated record